AUGGGUCCCUGUACUCGUUCGCUUCUCGGCUUCUUCUCCGUAAUCGUCUUCGGAUUCGGGGUGUGCGAUGGCCUCAUUGAAGGCGACGACCAUUCGGAGAUUCAGACCUUCGGUAGAACCUCACCCCUGAACUCUGAAGAAGCAAUCAGUAUUGGAACGGCCUUUCGCAUACACUCGAUUUCCGACAUCAACGCGGUGAAGACUCAAUUCAGUGUCGAUUGCACGGUGCAGUUCUACUGGGAACUCGACAGCCAAACAUGGAACUACACGAAAGUCGUGAUGAGAAAAAACGGAAUCGAUCCCAUCGAUUUGUAUCGCUUGGGAAACGUGCCCGCGAACAAAAUGUCACUAUUCUGGUUGCCCGAUCCAUAUUUCCAAGAAGCGACCGAGGUCACCUUGCCUUCCGCGGAUACGCCGAACAAGAGUUUCUCCAUCGCGAAUUUCGAAAGCGCUCCCGAGAUAGAAGGAUCCGCUGUAUGCACUCUCAAAAUUAAGCAGAGACUAAUCGUGAAAUGCAGCAUGUCUUUCCGUGAUUUCCCGUUCGAUUCUCAAACCUGUUUCCUGAACCUUCGGAGCUUCUCUUACCCGAAAGAGGACCUCAAGCUCACCGCCGCGGACGAAAUGUACGUUGACGAGUUUUUCGUCUCGGAACAAGGGCCUUAUCUCUUGGAAAGCGCUGUCGAGGUCGCGAUCGAUUGCGAAUACACAAAUCCGCCGACGGGAGCCGAAUACGCAGGUGUGUGCGUUAGAUUCACGUUCACACGUCAGAUAUUCUACCAGUUCUUGUCGAGCUACCUUCCGUCGAUCCUGCUCGUGCUCGCCUCGUUCGCUCCGUACUUCAUGAGCGUUGAGUCUACGCCGGAACGUUUGAACGUUUCCAUCACACUCCUCCAGGCAAUCAUCACCGUAUUCGCGCAGUCUCGCAAAGCCUCCAUUCCGGCGCUUUCGUAUGCAACGCGGAUGGACAUGUACAUUUACGCCUGCAUUUACUUCGUCAUCGUCUCGAUCGCGCAGUCCAUUAUAGUCAACGUUCUCGUCAGUAAAAACAAGCGCCGCUUGCUUGAACGACUCGAGGAAACGCCGUUACUCAAAACGAGAACACCGGUCGACAUUAACGACGUCCACCUUAGAACCAAGGAGCGUUUCGCAGAGUUCCAGCUCCGAAAGAUGCGUUCGCGACGGGGACACGACUCUACGUCGUCAGCAGGGAUAUGCGACUCGCUUCGCGGAUUAUGGCGACGAAUGAUCAACACGGAUCCCGUUAGUUUCGACAGAUUAUCGGGUCGGAUAAUCCCGUUCGCUUUUGUCGGCUAUAACAUUUAUUAUUGGGUAGAGACAUCGAAACUCAAGAAAUAG
Galendromus occidentalis (western predatory mite) is the source of this 1356-nucleotide messenger RNA. RefSeq names its product gamma-aminobutyric acid receptor subunit gamma-2-like. The transcript is spliced from 6 exons. Lineage: Eukaryota; Metazoa; Arthropoda; Arachnida; Mesostigmata; Phytoseiidae. The record is from RefSeq and is a predicted model, not a curated record. Bases 1 to 1356 code for a protein of 451 amino acids. Gene Ontology annotation, cellular component: membrane. Gene Ontology annotation, molecular function: transmembrane signaling receptor activity; extracellular ligand-gated monoatomic ion channel activity. Gene Ontology annotation, biological process: monoatomic ion transmembrane transport.